AUGCGGGAGACCGAGGCCGACAUGGACGACGUCCCACCUCCGCCGUACUCCGAGACGGACAUCUACUCAGUCUCUGGGCGGCACUCGAAUCCGUCUCUGAACUCGCCAAUCGCACAGUCCCACCAUGGCGACGACGCCGCCUCGCACGUCUCUUCGCACACAUCGUCCCGGAGCGAUGUCAUUUACACCCCGCCUCUGACACCCCGGACAGGCAGCACGGCUGCUCCUCAACACCACAACUCAAACCCGAACCUGGCCAACCACGCGCACGCCGCCGCUGCCGACCCGUCCGUCGCGUCGGCGCAAUCGAUCUUUGCGGCUGCCUACUUCGAGUCCAGGCCUGCGCCCGCCUUCUCCCCCUGGGACCAGCAGCUCGUCAACCUGCUCACCGUGACCCCGUCCUCGACGCCGGACGACCUGCCCUGCCCCCCAACCUGGGCCGCCCGCGACGUCACGCAGCAGGACUGGGCGACCUUUACCAACUGCUUGAUCCCGCACCACGCCGUCGCGCGGAAUGAGGCUGUCAUCAAUCGCAAGCUGCAGGCCGAGGAAGAGGCCGUCGCCGCUGCCGCGUCACAUGGCGGAAGUGGUGACAACAGCCCCGGCGGCCCGCGGAGCAUCAGCAGCAGCCACGCCUCCGCUCAGUUGGACCGAAUCCGUCCCGACCCGGACACCGACCCCGGCGCAGCGGUUGCCGCGUCAGGACCGAGGAGGGAGGACGUGGAAGCCGUGGUCGCCCAGUGGAACGAAGGCUUCUUCCAUCCGAGGGGCUUGGCUGUCCUGCUCACCCCCGAGGUCGAGGAGCUCCGUCUGCCCGGGGCCUGGGACCGCUCGCUCGACAGGAGCAUCGACAACCCGACCGUGCCGAGCGGCAGUUGGAGCGGCGGUGCGACGCCCAUGCCGCCUCCGGGACCUCAUGCGGGCACAGGUCAGGGUCCGAGCGAGGCCCGGGGUGGUUGGAGCUUUGGCGGUAUCACGGUCACGACGGACGGGAUCUCGAUUGGGGAUAGCAUUGUUGCUGACAGCAACGGUAUUAGGUUGGGGAACCUGAUUGCGGAUGAAAACGGUAUAAGGUUCGGGAGCAACACGAUACCCCGCGCGCAGCCUCACUUCGUCGGUCCGAAUGUGAACUGGGCUCCCCCCCCUCCACAUGCACCAUCGGUUCCUUCGCCUGUGCCAAUGUUUGGGCCCAGACCUGGCCCUGGCCCUGGCCCGUUCCCUCCCCGGCCUCACCCGCACAACCACGCUCACGCCCGCCCCGGCAGCGGAAGCGGGUUUCGUGGUCGCCCACAUGGCCGUUACCCCUCCGAUCAACGCUCCAUCUCGGCAUCCUCCUCCGCCUCCUCCGUUUCCUCCACGUCGUCCACAUCCUCCGUCGGAUCCCUGCCGGAUUAUGAGGACCUUUGCCCCGCUCAGCUGCCUGUCUACAAACAGCGUGUAGCGGCGUGGCUCGCACACCCGGACGAGCCCGUCACAAAGACCGAUGUCGCGCAGCUGUGUGACGAGAUCCGUUCCGCGCAGUCCGCAAGCGGCGCACCGGAGAAACCGAAGCAGGAUGACCCAUCUGUCGCCGAUACUCCGGAAGGGGCCGACGACAAGGCGUUCAAGGCGGAGCUCAAGGGCCUGACGCAGGAGUGGCGCAAGCUCAAGCGCCAGCAGCGCGCGGUCCGCAAGGAUAAGCGGCGGGAGCGCCGCGCAAGGCGGAGAGAGGAGAAGAAAGAGCGUAGGGAGCAAAGGAGGGAGCGCAGAGAGCAGAGGAGGGAUGGCAGGUGGGAUCAGAAGGAAACGAGGCGGGGCGCCAGCGGCGAGGGAGACGGGGCGGCGAGGGGCAACCACCAACACCACCACCACCAUCACCAUCAUCACGGCCCGAAGCCGAAGCCGAAGCUCGCGCCGCCUCCGCCGCCCCCACAUAUCCACGUCCCACCACCGCCCGUGAUGCAUGCCCAGCCCAUACCAGCCGUCCCUAUACUCUCGCCGAACGACUCUAACAACUUCCAGUGGGGCGCAGGUCCCGGGAGGGGGCCCGUGCCACCGGGCGGGUUUUCGGUAGGCAGAGGGGCUUGGGCCGCAGCAUUCGGCAGGGGCUGGGGCCGCGGGCGGGGUGCCGGAAACGACCAUGCGUUUCCGCCUAACGCCGGGCCUCCCCAUCCGCAUGGCGCAUGGCCUGCCGGUGGUAGCGGUAAGCGGGGCCCGGAUACGGCUAUGCCGCCGGUGCCGCCACCAUCCUAA
Molecule: messenger RNA, 2232 nt
Organism: Colletotrichum graminicola M1.001
Lineage: Eukaryota; Fungi; Ascomycota; Sordariomycetes; Glomerellales; Glomerellaceae
Exons: 1
Coding region: 1-2232 (743 amino acids)
Source: RefSeq, a predicted model, not a curated record